AAUCAAAAAUUAUAAAAAUUGUAUCGACGUGAAGUGUAUGUAUCCAAUUGCUGUGCACGGGGGUUUUAAUUAAUUAUUGUUUUUGCCACAGUUCCUUACGUUAAUAAAUUGAUGAAGUACUAACUAUUAAACAUUUGUGUCUUAAUAAAAUCAAGUGUGCUUAAACUAAUUGGAUUUAAAAGUAUCAGUGUCCUCAGUUGUUUUGUGUCGUUGAUAAGACAGUGUUGUGGAAAAUAAUUUGUGAGUGACGUAAUAUCGAAAAAAGUUGGUUUUUCUGAAGUGUAAUGGCAGAGACGAGUGAGGCGAAACCCAGCGCUUCGGCACCAGGCGGAGAUGCUGGGGGCGAGGAGGAGAAACGGGACGAGCGAAUGCUUGAGUGCAACAUCUGUCUGGACACGGCUCGUGAUGCAGUCGUCAGUAUGUGUGGCCAUCUCUUCUGUUGGCCUUGCUUGCACCAGUGGCUGGAGACUCGCCCCAGUAGGCAGGUGUGUCCAGUGUGCAAAGCAGCUAUAAGCAGAGAAAAAGUCAUACCCCUAUACGGCAGAGGCAAUACCAAACAAGAGGACCCGAGAAAUAAGGUGCCCCCGCGGCCCGCCGGCCAGCGCACGGAGCCCGAGAGCAGCGGCGGCUUCCCGGGCUUCGGCUUCGGCGAAGGCUUCCACAUGUCGUUCGGUAUCGGCGCCUUCCCUUUCGGCGUCUUCACUUCCACCUUCAACUUCGGGGACCCGCGCCCCAGUGCAGCGCCGCGCGGCACCGCCCAGUUCGAGGAGGAGCAGUUCCUGUCCAAGAUAUUCCUGUGGGUGGCCAUCCUGUUCGUGCUGUGGCUCGUGUUCGCGUGACCACAGCUGUUGGCCGCCGCCGCCCGUGCGCCCGCGCCGCUCCUGCUGCACUGAGCCGCAUCGCCACGUUAACGUAAUGCACCAAGUCGCCCUCGCCGUACGCACGUCUGCGGCCUUGGUACAAGAUUCGCGCGCUCGGGGUAAAAUGGAUCUUAUUUCUAUCGCGUAAAAGCUCGAAUUAUGCUACAAUUCAAUAGCUCGGGCUUUUGACAUAUAUUUUAGUUAACAAAAAUCAGAAGUACAGUAUUUGCGACUUUAAAGCGAGUUACAUUAGGUUCAUUUUACUUUGACGAUACGAAAACGACUCCUCGGUUGCGAGCAAGCAAAUCUUGUACUGAGGCUACUGAUUGGCCGGGGGAAGUUGGCUCUUCGAGACGGAAUUAAUAGUUCGGUGAAAUACGAUCGCACGUACUGGGGCCCAAAGUUUUCUAUUGCAAUUGUGUGUCACUGGUGGAUCAAUGACCACAAAUACAUAUGAAAAAAAACUUUAAAAAAUAAAACGUUUAUAAUUAUUAAUAUAGCUUUGCCCGCGGACGUCUGAUUUUAUUACGGUUUUUUUUGGAAAAAAGGAGCCUAUGUAAGAGCUGCUUAAAUGAUGAUACGAACACAAUAAACUAUAACAUUCCCUUUUAGUAGGAGUAUUUUUUUUUCAUGUUGACAUUCUCGUUAUUAAAAAAUAUUACUUAUUUCAUGCAGUACGAGAACUUACGGUAAUCGAGUGACAAGUUAACACAACUCGAAUAGAAAACCAUCCUUGCGUAAGUAAUAAUUGUUUUAUUGUUUAACAUAAUAUUUCUUUCCUUACUUUUUGUCUUUGAUCGACUACUGACACACAAUUAUGAAAAGUUGAGUGUUUUCGCUCGACGUAUUUCCAAAGCAUGCGCGAGUUAAGCCGAUAGAUUUAUUUAGUGUUUUAAUGCUUCCAUAUUCGAAAUCAAAGUUAUCGAUCUAGAUAUAUUCCGGAUUGUCAUAAUGCCGUCGAACGUAUAAAUAUCAAAUUUAAAUCUUUUUUUUAUUAGUUAUUAUUUUUAGAGUAGUAUACUAGAAUUCAUUAUAUUUAGGUUUUUUUUCAGCUCCUCGGAACAGAGCACUGCAAUGUUAUUAUUUAUAACAACAGGCCAAUUUAUUUAAGGCGAUAUCCUAUUACUGAGGAGCCGCCUCUGGUGUGCGACCUAUUCAACAAUAUAAACUAUGAUUUAUUUACAUAAUAUCACAGACUGACAUUAUUUUAUGCGAGAGAAAGGACAGCUUCUCUGUGCUUUCCGCUUGCAUAAAACAGUUUGUUUUUAUUUUGUAUCCCGUCUCGUUGGCCUUGCUUUAUAUUAUCCUUGCCAUCAUAACAAUAUUCCGUGCGUAGCGGGCGAUUUUUGUGCGAUUUUUUUUUCUAAUUAUAAGCAAAAUUUUAUUUUAUUAUUAAUUUUGGAUACCAAUAUGGUGGAGAGUAUAUAUAAUAGGUUAAAAAUUGUUUGUGCAUUUUAAUUGGAUGAACUAAAUCAUGUGCUGGAUAUCACACUAGUUUAUUAAAAACGCGAGAAAUAUAUUCACAUGUUAAUGUAUAUUAAGUAUGACACAAAAUAAAGGAAAAAAUAUACUAGCGAAGGACAAUGAACAAAAAUAAUAAUGAUAAAAUAAUAUUCUUCAAAUCCCGCUAAAUAUAAGGAAAUAAAGAUUUAAAAAGCUACUUAAAUCCGAUGCGAAUACAAUAAACUGUUACAACCCCGAUUUUCUUUAUUAGGAGUUAUUCUUUUAUCAUCAUAAUAUUAUGAUGACAUUCUUAUUAUUUAAAAUAUUAUUUUAUGCAGUCUGUUUAAAAAGGAAGGAAAAUGUAAAAAUACGUUAAAUCGGAAUUUCACAUAUUAUUUUUUUCCUUUAGUCUGUGCUUAUAAAGGGUUUAUACAUUAAUUACGGCACGGUAUUGACCCCUUUCCCCCUUAACGCGUGGCGCAGUUAUAUGCUGGGUCCCAGGGGUUCUUGAAGAUAGACCGGCCUGGAGUGUAGGGCCAGUUCUGGUGGCAUUUAAAUUAAAGCUUUAAUGUAUUGAAAUAAGUUUGUUUUUACAUUAAACGUUGAGGUAUUUGUGGACAACAAGGAAUCCUAAAUUUAAAAUGCAUGUAUAAGGAGUCUGUCUGGCAAUCUCAGACAGCGAUUGCCAAAGAGUUGCAGGUUCGAAUCCUGUAGGUUUCAAAGUUUUUACAUGCAUUUUAAAAUUUAUAAAAUAGACAUUUCCACAAAGUGUAAGUAAAAACAUUUUAAUAAAAAAAGAUAUUAUAUUUAUAAAAACCUUUCAACCAAUUUAGGCCAUCUUGGCAUGGCUAUCUAGUGGCUAGUUUUUGCCUUAUUACUUUUUAAUGACGUCACCAAUUCACUGAAAAUUACUAUCACACACAAUUAUUUAAAGACUUGUUAUUCAUCAAAACCCCUUUUUGACUGAAGCCUUGACAACCGAAAACAACUAUUUUACAGUCAGGUUUAAAUAGCAGUCACCUGGAGAUGGUCGGCCUGUCUGAAAGGACCCUAUGUUUAUAAAACAUGUUGUAGAUAUUAUAUUUGAAUAAAAACAUUAUUAUUGUUAGUCGAUCAAAUAGGUUGCUAGCUCUUUAUAUGAUAAUAAACGAUCGAGAAAUACGGCCGAACUUCGCUGUGGCAAAACUCACCGUACGUCGUAUCAAAAAAAUUCGCUAAAUAUACUGCGAAGAGUUCGCGUCCGCAAUUCUGGGUUGUAUAUAAUUUUGCCUUGUCAAAAUUUGCUUCCUUAAACGUUAGCUUUAACAAUAAAACAAUUAUGACACUGUAGACACAAUAUCUGAAAAAAGGAAUAAGUAUAUAAGAAUAAGUUUUGAUCAACUAGAAAUCGCCAACUAUGAAGCUUGCUCACAAUUUGUGUAACACUUAACUUAAAAAUUUUGCAUACAAUUUGUGUAGACAAUUUUUUUUUUUUUUUUUUACGUCAUUUAUAAGUGUUUGUUUUCAACAAUUCUGGUAAAUAAAUGAUCGACAUGAAAUAAAUAAAUUAGGUGUCUUAAAAAAAUAUGUAGCUUUUUUUUACGUUUGU
Messenger RNA from Pararge aegeria (speckled wood butterfly), 3891 nucleotides. Its product is annotated as E3 ubiquitin-protein ligase RNF185-like. The record is from RefSeq and is a predicted model, not a curated record. The transcript is spliced from 4 exons. Gene Ontology annotation, molecular function: metal ion binding; ubiquitin-like protein conjugating enzyme binding; ubiquitin protein ligase activity. Gene Ontology annotation, biological process: ubiquitin-dependent protein catabolic process. NCBI's taxonomy places the organism in Eukaryota, Metazoa, Arthropoda, Insecta, Lepidoptera, Nymphalidae. The coding region runs from base 285 to 839 and encodes 184 amino acids. Gene Ontology annotation, cellular component: endoplasmic reticulum.